CGAACACCACUGACCGGGUACAUCAAGGGAAAGUCACACAACCUACAUCAGACCUCAGACGUCUGAUUCAACCGUCUCAUUUUAUAGAUGAUAAUCUGAGGCCUGGAGGGGUUUAAGAGCAUCUGCAAAGAUAAACAGCAAAGGCGUGCUGGGAUUCCAGAAUUGGAGGAGGCAAAAUGAAGACUCUACUGCUCUUGGUGGGGCUGCUGGUGACCUGGGAGAACGGGCAGGUGCUGGGCGACCAGGCAGUCUCAGACAGAGAGCUGCAGGAAAUGUCCACCGAGGGGAGUAAAUACGUCAAUAAGGAAAUUAAAAAUGCCCUCAAGGAGGUGAAACAGAUCAAGACCCUCAUAGAACACACGAACGAUGAGCGCAAAUCAUUGCUCAGCAGCUUAGAGGAAGCCAAGAAGCAGAAAGAGGAUGCCCUAACUGAUACCAAGGAAACUGAAAUGAAGCUGAAGGCAUCCCAGGGGGUGUGCAAUGAGUCUAUGAUGGCCCUCUGGGAGGAAUGCAAGCCCUGCCUGAAACAGACCUGCAUGAAGUUCUACGCACGCGUCUGCAGAAGCGGGUCGGGGCUGGUUGGCCGCCAGCUGGAGGAGUUCCUGAACCAGAGCUCUCCCUUCUACCUCUGGACUAACGGGGACCGCAUUGACUCGCUGCUGGAGAAUGACAGGCAGCAGACCCACGUGCUGGACGCCAUGGAGGACAGAUUCAAACGCGUGUCCAGUAUUAUGGACGAACUUUUCCAGGACAGGUUCUUCACCCGGGAGCCCCUGGACACCUACUUCUCAUCCUUCGGCUCAUCCCCAAGGAGGUCUCUCUACUUCAGUCCCAAGUCCCGCUUGGCGCGGAACAUCAUGCCUUUCCCCAUGUUCAGACCCCCACACUUUCAGGACAUGUUCCAGCCCUUCUUCGACAUGAUAAGCCAGGCUCAGCAGGCCAUGGAUGGCCACCCCCACAGACUUCCUUAUGAGUUCCCGAUGGCGGAAUUCACGGCAGACCAUGAUAACCGCUCUGUGUGCAAGGAGAUCCGUCACAACUCUACGGGAUGCCUGAGGAUGAAGGACCAGUGUGAGAAGUGCCAAGAGAUCUUGUCAGUGGACUGUUCUGCCAGUGACCCCUCCCAGAACCAGCUGCGACAGGAGCUGAACAGUUCCCUCCAGCUUGCUGAGAAGUUCUCCAAGCUGUACGAUGAUCUGCUCCAGUCCUACCAGCAGAAGAUGCUCAACACCUCCUUUCUGCUGAAGCAGCUGAAUGAGCAGUUUAACUGGGUGUCCCAGCUGGCUAAUCUCACUCAGAGAGAAGAACUGUAUCCUCUCCAGGUCACUACGGUGGCUUCCCACAGUUCUGACUCCAGUGUUCCCACUGGCUUCACUAGGGUGGUUCUGAAGCUCUUUGAUUCCUACCCCAUUAUGGUGACAGUCCCGGAAGUCUCCUGGGACAGCCCUAUGUUUAUGGAGACUGUGGCAGAGAAAGCUCUGCAGGAAUACCGCCAAAAGCACCGCGUGGAGUGAGAUGUGACAGUUGCUUUUCCAAAUAUAGGGGCAUCUGAGCCUGGUUGCCCCUGAGAUGAACCACAGAUCCCCCUAGAGAGAGCUCUGCAUGUCACCCAGUGACCAGGCCCUGACCUCGAAGCCCUUCUGACCCCGCCCCGCCUCUCCUCCCUCUGGAUUCUGCACUCUCAUGCCUGCCCUUGCUGAUCGUGGAAGGAACAUCCCCUGCAUGCUACUAACUCAAUAAAACUGCACGUGUGCUCUGCA
This is a messenger RNA of Pteropus alecto (black flying fox), 1760 nucleotides long. RefSeq names its product clusterin (gene CLU). The transcript has 10 exons. Bases 177 to 1514 code for a protein of 445 amino acids. The record is from RefSeq and is a predicted model, not a curated record. NCBI's taxonomy places the organism in Eukaryota, Metazoa, Chordata, Mammalia, Chiroptera, Pteropodidae.